AUGGGUUCCAUUUCCUUGCCCUCUCCACAAACCACUUUUCUCCGGACUCUGCUCAAGCAUCAGUUUCUACCGUCAGCUAAACCGUCGCUAGACUCAAUAUGCCUCAUCGGGAGGACAGCGGUUAUCACUGGUGGGAGCACAGGCAUCGGUUUAGCAUGUGCAAAACUUCUACUCUCGCUAGAGCUUCCGCACCUCAUCAUCGCUUCCAGGUCCUCUAAAAUAGGUACAAAGGCUGCGUCUGAGUUGGUCGAGCUCUAUCCGAAGGCCAAGGUUGAGUUUUGGUGUCUUGAUCUGAACUCAUACGAAUCAAUUCGACUGUUCGCUCACAGAUGUGCGGCCCUAAGCUCUCUCGACAUAGCCAUCUUGAAUGCAGGCAUCAUGAAGAACGAAUUCCACGCCAAUAUGUCUACCGAACAUGAAGAAACAUUCCAGGUCAACUACUUAUCGACCGCUCUUCUAGCGAUAUUGCUCAUCCCAGUCUUGAAAUCGAGCUCCCAUCACGGUCCAGGUAGACUCACAAUUGUUUCUUCCGUGGCGGCCGUGACAACGGCCUUUCCUGAGAAAGACUUUGUGCCUAUCAUCCCAAGUUUUGACAGGCAGGACAACUGGAGCUCCUCUGUCGCUAAGCAGAGAUACGACGUAACGAAGCUGCUGCUGCUGAUGCUUAUGUUUAAGUUGAGCUGCCUAGUGAAGGCAGAAGAUGUCAUAAUCAACGCCGUGGAUCCGGGUUUCACGUUGGGAACGGACCUGUUUCGUGAUAUUCCUUUAGCAUUAAAAGUUUCUAUGUGGCCGCUCGCAAAGCUGAUGGCUACUUCACCGGAAAAAGGCGCUUGGACCUAUGUCGACGCAUGCAUUCUCAGAGGCACCGAAAGCCACGGAAGCUUCCUAAGCGAUUGGCAAGUUAAUGCUUUUCAUCCCAUUAUGUACACGUCGGAAGGCGAGUUAGUUAUCGAACGGCUCUGGGAAGAAACCAUCAAAGAAUUAGAAUGUGAUGAGAUAUAUACUAUCUUAGAUUCUAGGUAG
Messenger RNA from Clonostachys rhizophaga, 1023 nucleotides. The record is from the annotation of a GenBank genome assembly. Lineage: Eukaryota; Fungi; Ascomycota; Sordariomycetes; Hypocreales; Bionectriaceae.